GGAAAAAAUGCACAGGGGAACCACAAACCCCAGAAGCACUCGCGCCCACCCAUCUCCCUCCCACUCGGAGUCCGAGUGCUGUUUUUGUUGUUGGUGAAAGGUGAGGGAACAGCUGAUCCGUCUGUGGGGAGGGCAGAUAGCUCGAGACCAGAAUGGAAGAGUCAUCACUAAGCCGGGCACCAUCCCGGGGUGGAGUCAACUUUCUGAAUGUAGCCCGGACCUACAUUCCCAACACCAAGGUGGAAUGUCACUACACACUCCCGCCAGGCACCAUUCCCAGUGCCAGCGACUGGAUUGGCAUCUUCAAGGUGGAGGCUGCCUCUGUCCGGGAUUACCACACAUUUGUGUGGUCUUUGGUGCCUGAAAGUGUUACUGAUGGUUCUCCCAUCCAUGCCAGCGUCCAGUUCCAAGCCAGCUACCUGCCCAAACCCGGAGCCCAGCUCUACCAGUUUCGCUAUGUGAACCGCCAGGGCCGGGUGUGUGGGCAGAGCCCCCCUUUCCAGUUCCGAGAGCCACGGCCCAUGGAUGAACUGGUGACCCUGGAGGAGACCGAUGGUGGCUCUGACAUCCUGCUGGUUGUCCCCAAGGCAACUGUGCUGCAGAACCAGCUGGAUGAGAGCCAGCAAGAGAGGAAUGACCUGAUGCAGCUGAAGCUACAGCUGGAGGGGCAGGUGACAGAGCUGAAGAGCCAAGUGCAGGAGCUUGAGAAGGCUCUGGCCGCAGCCAGGCAGGAGCAUGCGGAGCUGGCAGAACAGUAUAAGGGGCUUUCCCGGUCCCACGGGGAGCUCACAGAAGAGAGGGACAUCCUGAGCCGACAACAGGGAGACCAUGUGGCCCGCAUCCUGGAGCUGGAAGAUGACAUCCAGACCAUCAGUGAGAAAGUGCUGAUGAAGGAGGUAGAGCUGGACAGGGUUAGAGACACGGUGAAGGCCCUGACUCGGGAACAAGAGAAGCUGCUUGGGCAGCUGAAGGAAGUGCAGACAGACAAGGAGGAAAGCGAGGCUGAGCUCCAGAUGGCACAGCAGGAGAACCGCCGCUUGAAUUUGGAGCUGCAGGAGGCCAAGGGCCGGCAGGAGGAGCAGAGUGCUCAGGCCCAGCGACUGAAGGACAAGGUGGCCCAGAUGAAGGACACCCUUGGCCAGGCCCAGCAGCGGGUGGCUGAGCUGGAGCCCCUGAAGGAGCAGCUUCGAGGGGCCCAGGAGCUUGCAGCCUCGAGCCAGCAGAAAGCUGCCCUUCUUGGGGAGGAGUUGGCCAGCGCAGCGGGAGCCCGGGACCGCACCAUAGCCGAGCUGCACCGCAGCCGUCUGGAGGUGGCCGGAGUCAACGGCAGGCUGGCCGAGCUCAGUCUGCACUUGAAGGAAGAAAAAAGCCAGUGGAGCAAGGAGCGGGCAGGGCUGCUGCAGAGUGUGGAGGCGGAGAAGGACAAGAUCCUGAAGCUGAGUGCAGAGAUACUUCGACUGGAAAAGGCAGUGCAGGAGGAGAAGACUCAGAGCCAAGUUUUCAAGACUGAACUGGCCCGGGAAAAGGACUCUAGCCUGGUGCAGCUGUCAGAGAGCAAGCGGGAGCUGACAGAGCUGCGCUCAGCGCUGCGUGUGCUCCAGAAAGAAAAGGAGCAGCUACAGGAGGAGAAGCAGGAACUGCUGGAGUACAUGAGAAAGCUGGAGGCCCGCCUGGAGAAGGUAGCCGAUGAGAAGUGGAGUGAGGACCCUGCCACAGAAGACGAGGAGGCCGCCGUGGGGCUGAGCUGCCCAGCGGCUCUGACAGACUCAGAGGAGGACGAGUCUCCAGAAGACAUGAGGCUCCCACCCUAUGGGCUGUGUGAGAGUGGAGACGCGGGCUCCUCCCCUGGCCCGGGGCCACGAGAGGCUUCUCCCCUGGUGGUCAUCAGCCAGCCAGCCCCCAUCGCUCCCCAACUCUCAGGGCCAGCUGAGGACAGUAGCUCAGACUCGGAGGCUGAAGAUGAGAAGUCAGUCCUGAUGGCAGCUGUGCAGAGUGGGGGUGAGGAGGCCAACCUGCUACUUCCAGAACUGGGCAGUGCCUUCUAUGACAUGGCCAGUGGCUUUGCUGUGGGUCCCUUGACAGAGGCCAGCACUGGGGGCCCUGCCACCCCGCCAUGGAAGGAGUGUCCUAUUUGUAAGGAGCGCUUCCCAGCCGAGAGUGACAAGGAUGCCCUGGAGGACCACAUGGAUGGACACUUCUUUUUCAGCACCCAGGACCCUUUCACCUUUGAGUGACCCCACCCCGCACUCCCAGUCCACACACAGACACACACUUACACACAUGCACACACUCACGCAUAGACAUACACUUCGGUUUCAUGCCUCUUUUCCAACGCCCUCGGCUCCAUGAUAUUCUGUUGCCUGACAACCGCUCCCAUGUGGUUUCAUCCCAGGCUCCCCAACAUCAUCCUCUCCCAGCUGGCUCUUCUGUCCAGGCAGGAGUUCCUUCUUGGAAGUAGUGGCUGACUUUACUCCCUGAAAACGGUUUUGGAGGAACCAGGAUGGAGGAGGCCUUCUCUAGGGGGAAUGGAAUCACCCCCUCCUGGCCCCGGUUGCUUCUGUUAGUCACACCAACCACUGCACCACCACCACCACCACACACACUCACACACUCACACUCUCUGAUGCCCCAAAGCCAAUUCCUGGGGCACACCCCCACCCCUUUUGUUCGGGGUCUGUGUUUGUUUACCUGAGUUUUCUCUGGGGCCUGCAUUGACAUCAUGACUUCUUUAGGUCUCUUCCGGUUCUGAGCUUCUCUCGUUCCUCCUCCUGUUCCCCUGCUGCCUUCCGUACCCCAGCCCAGCCUUUUCCAUACCAUUAGAUAUUAAGUUUGGAGGUUUCUUUUUUAUUUUUGAGGUUUUCUGUACUUUAUCUCCUGUCCCUCUCCACCACCAUCCCCCAGGGUCCUCACAUGGAAAGAAAUAAUGUACUUGUGCCUUCUCUGAGGGAUGGGGGAACAAAUGGUCCCAGGUGUCCCCACUUGCCAGCCCUCUCUCGCUCACCAGGUCCCCCCUCAGCAAUAAGAGCUCCCCCCCAUUGCCCUCCCCCUGCCAGUAGUUGAACAAAUAUAUUUAUAUGAUAUGUAUAACUAUUCUAAUAAAAUGUGUUCUUAUCAUGA
Molecule: messenger RNA, 3117 nt
Organism: Cervus elaphus (red deer)
Lineage: Eukaryota; Metazoa; Chordata; Mammalia; Artiodactyla; Cervidae
Gene: CALCOCO1
Product: calcium binding and coiled-coil domain 1
Exons: 15
Coding region: 153-2234 (693 amino acids)
Source: RefSeq, a predicted model, not a curated record